Periophthalmus magnuspinnatus is the source of this 1656-nucleotide messenger RNA. Its product is annotated as hyaluronan-binding protein 2-like. Bases 1 to 1656 code for a protein of 551 amino acids. Gene Ontology annotation, molecular function: calcium ion binding; serine-type endopeptidase activity. Gene Ontology annotation, biological process: blood coagulation; proteolysis. The transcript is spliced from 12 exons. The record is from RefSeq and is a predicted model, not a curated record. Lineage: Eukaryota; Metazoa; Chordata; Actinopteri; Gobiiformes; Gobiidae.
AUGGGCUGCUCAAUACCUCUUUUAGUGUCAUUGUGUGUCCUCAGUGCCGUUGGACAGGAGUACUAUGAAUAUACAGGUACUGAUGGAAAUUACGAAUAUUACUAUGAUGACAGCACUGACAGCCCUGGAGAUGUUAUUGAGACUACCUUAGAUGACUGGAUUUUUGAACUACUGGACACUAUAGAUCACUGCUCAUCAGAACCCUGCGCAAAUGGAGCAAGUUGUGAAAAUACGGCUGAGGGUGGAUUUCGGUGCCAUUGUUCUGAGCCCUUUACAGGAAAGACAUGCCAGACAGUGAAAGACUAUUGUAAAGGUGCAAAAUGUGGUCGUGGCACCUGUGUUUUUAAAUCUUCUUACCCAUAUUAUGAAUGCAAGUGCAAGCAUCCUUACAGACCUCCCGACUGCAAGAAAGCGGCUGCAUGUAGACCCAAUCCUUGCCAAAAUGGAGGUUCUUGUCUCAAAGGUUCCAAACGCACGUCCUUCAAAUGUUCCUGUCCUAGUGGCUACACUGGGAAGUUUUGUGAAGUUGGGCCUAAUGACUGUUAUCAGGAGGAUGGGGAGACUUACAGAGGGAUGGUGAGUGUGACAUUGGAUGGGGACGAGUGUCUGGACUGGAAUUCGUAUUUCAUCCUGCAAAAAGGAGGCGAUCCAUUCACAGAGUAUGCAGGGUUUGAUGGACUGGGGCCGCAUAAUUUCUGCAGGAAUCCAGAUGGAGAAACUCAGCCUUGGUGCUUUAUCAACCAAAAUGGUCAACUUAAAUGGAAGCUCUGCAAUGUUAGGCAAUGCUCCACAACUCCUGUGACCCCUCCCACCAUUUAUGAGAGUGAUGUGCCCACCCCAGCUCCAAAUAAACCUGACAUAUCUGCUCCUUCUGGCUCCUUCUCCCAGUGUGGACAGCCUCAGCCAGGACGCACCUCCAGGAUUUAUGGGGGAAAGAAGUCCCUCCCCGGAGCUCACCCCUGGCAGGUCUCUCUUCAAAUCCGCCCCAGAUACUCCUCAAACCCCUUCAGUCACAUCUGUGGGGGCAUCCUGCUCAGCUCCUGUUGGGUUCUCACAGCAGCACACUGCAUAAAAAAUGAUGUUGAAAUGCAAGUUGUUCUUGGAGGAGUGGACAUUGAAAGGCAUGAAGUAUAUGACCAGACUAUUCCUGUGGAGAGGGCUGUGGUGCAUGAGAACUACAGACAGUCACCAUUUGCUCUAUAUAAUGACAUUGCUAUGCUCAAGCUGAAGGCCACGGACAAGUCACUUUGUGCCAAAGAAACACGUUUUGUGAAGGCGGCGUGUCUGCCAGCAGAGGGGUUUCCGAGCGGGACAGAAUGUGUCAUCUCCGGAUGGGGAGUGACUGAGACACAGAGACAUGGCACCAACUAUCUGCUGGAUGCUCGUGUACUCCUGAUCUCGCAGGACAAAUGUAAAGCCCCUCACGUCUACGGAGACUCUCUGGACGACAGCAUGUUCUGUGCUGGCAACAUGAAUGGAGGUGUCGACACGUGCCAGGGAGAUUCGGGUGGUCCCCUGGUGUGUGCGCGUAAUGGGAUUCAUUAUGUGGUGGGAGUGGUGAGCUGGGGAGAUGGCUGUGGCAAGAAGUACAAGCCUGGAGUCUACGCCAAUGUUGGGAAAUUCACCAACUGGAUCUCCAAUCAAUUAAACUCCUAA